This is a messenger RNA of Rhagoletis pomonella (apple maggot), 2837 nucleotides long. RefSeq names its product transitional endoplasmic reticulum ATPase TER94. Bases 16 to 2712 code for a protein of 898 amino acids. Lineage: Eukaryota; Metazoa; Arthropoda; Insecta; Diptera; Tephritidae. Gene Ontology annotation, biological process: autophagosome maturation; mitotic spindle disassembly; retrograde protein transport, ER to cytosol. The transcript has 7 exons. Gene Ontology annotation, molecular function: polyubiquitin modification-dependent protein binding; ATP hydrolysis activity; ATP binding. Gene Ontology annotation, cellular component: VCP-NPL4-UFD1 AAA ATPase complex; nucleus; cytosol. The record is from RefSeq and is a predicted model, not a curated record.
AAACAGAGAAGAGAAAUGGCUAGUGGCAGCAGCGAUGAACACUCUGGUAGUGGGGGUAACAGUGGACGCCGCCAUGUACCAUUUAAUUGGGGGGGUCCCGAUCCAGAAGAUGAUGGUUGCGACGAUCUGAUGGACGCUGACCAAGAUUUAUCAAACUACGUACACAAAUAUCGCCAUGAUCAGGAGCAAAGUUUGAAAAAGACUCAGGGCUCCCUUUAUUUACCACCACCGAAUUCGGCCGAAACUAAUAAAAAGGGUGAUAAAGGAAAUGACUUACCUUCUAGAGGAAAAAAUUUUCCUAUCAGAGCACAUGCUCCCAAUGAAAAGCGUGACGAUUUAGCUACCGCAAUCCUGAAACGCAAGGACCGCCCAAACCGUUUAAUCGUUGAGGAAGCUGUGAAUGAUGAUAACUCGGUGGUGUCUUUGUCUCAAGAAAAAAUGGACGAAUUGCAAUUGUUUCGUGGCGAUACGGUAAUUCUUAAGGGUAAGCGGCGCAAGGAGACCGUUUGCAUUGUUUUAUCGGAUGAAAAUUGUCCUAAUGAGAAAAUUCGCAUGAAUCGUGUUGUACGCAACAACCUGUGCGUGCAUUUGUCCGAUGUGGUAUCCAUUCAAUCAUGUCCGGAUGUCAAAUACGGAAAGCGUGUUCGAAUUUUGCCUAUCGAUGAUACCGCAGAGGGCGUAACAGGCAACCUAUUUGAGAUCUACUUGAAGCCCUAUUUCUUGGAGGCCUACCGGCCUAUUCACAUGGGCGAUAACUUUAUUGUUCGCGCUGCUAUGCGUCCCAUAGAAUUUAAAGUUGUGCUAACCGACCCUGAGCCGUAUUGUAUUGUGGCACCUGAAACGGUGAUCUUUUGUGAUGGCGAUCCGAUUAAACGUGAGGAGGAAGAGGAAUCGCUAAAUGCUGUCGGUUAUGACGAUAUUGGCGGUUGCCGCAAGCAGUUAGCCCAAAUUAAGGAAAUGGUUGAGCUGCCACUUCGCCAUCCUUCGCUUUUCAAGGCUAUUGGUGUGAAACCACCACGAGGUAUUCUUAUGUACGGCCCACCAGGUACAGGAAAAACUUUAAUAGCACGCGCUGUCGCCAAUGAGACUGGUGCAUUUUUCUUCCUCAUAAACGGUCCUGAAAUUAUGUCUAAACUGGCCGGUGAGUCCGAGUCAAACUUGCGUAAGGCUUUCGAAGAAGCUGAAAAGAACUCGCCCGCUAUUAUUUUCAUUGAUGAAAUUGACGCUAUCGCACCUAAGCGUGACAAAACACAUGGUGAAGUAGAACGUCGUAUUGUGUCUCAAUUGCUAACCCUUAUGGAUGGCAUGAAGAAGAGCUCACAUCUGAUUGUUAUGGCCGCCACCAACAGGCCAAACUCUAUUGAUCCUGCCUUGCGUCGUUUUGGACGUUUCGAUCGAGAAAUAGAUAUUGGCAUUCCUGAUGCCACUGGACGUUUGGAAGUUUUGCGAAUUCACACCAAAAAUAUGAAAUUGCAUGAAGACGUUGAUUUAGAACAAAUUGCCGCGGAAACUCACGGUCAUGUGGGUGCUGAUUUAGCUUCGCUUUGUUCGGAAGCUGCUUUGCAACAAAUUCGUGAAAAGAUGGACCUUAUCGAUUUGGAAGACGAUAAAAUUGAUGCCGAAGUAUUGGCCUCCUUGGCAGUAACAAUGGAGAACUUCCGUUAUGCUAUGACCAAAUCGAGCCCGUCGGCAUUGCGUGAAACUGUGGUGGAAGUACCCAACACUACCUGGACGGAUAUCGGUGGUCUGGAGAGUGUCAAGAAGGAAUUGCAAGAACUGGUGCAAUACCCAGUCGAACAUCCAGAUAAGUUCUUGAAGUUUGGCAUGCAACCAAGUCGCGGUGUACUAUUCUACGGACCACCUGGUUGUGGUAAAACUCUACUUGCAAAGGCCAUUGCUAACGAGUGUCAGGCCAAUUUCAUUUCGGUUAAAGGACCAGAGCUGCUUACUAUGUGGUUUGGUGAGUCCGAAGCCAAUGUUCGAGACAUUUUUGAUAAGGCACGUUCAGCAGCACCUUGUGUGUUGUUCUUCGACGAGCUGGACUCUAUUGCUAAGGCACGUGGCGGCAAUGUGGGCGACGCUGGAGGUGCUGCCGACCGUGUAAUUAACCAAAUUCUUACCGAAAUGGACGGAAUGGGUGCUAAGAAGAACGUUUUCAUCAUUGGUGCCACCAAUCGUCCCGACAUUAUCGAUCCGGCUAUCUUGCGUCCUGGCCGUUUAGAUCAACUUAUUUAUAUUCCACUUCCCGACGAUAAGUCGCGUGAAGCUAUCCUUAAGGCUAACUUACGCAAAUCACCAUUGGCUAAGGAUGUCAAUCUAACCUACAUUGCUAAGGUGACACAAGGCUUUUCGGGUGCUGAUUUGACUGAAAUUUGUCAGCGUGCCUGUAAAUUGGCAAUUCGGCAAGCGAUUGAAGCCGAAGUAAAACGAGAAAAAGAGCGUGCUGAAAAGCAAACCAUGGAAAUGGAUGAAGAUGAUCCAGUACCAGAGAUCACACGUGCACACUUUGAGGAAGCGAUGAAGUUCGCUAGGCGCUCAGUAUCGGACAACGAUAUUCGGAAAUACGAAAUGUUUGCACAGACUUUGCAACAAUCGCGUGGCUUCGGACAGAACUUUAGAUUCCCGGGCGCUGGCAGCACUUCACAAGGUUCCGGGCCAAAUGAACCAGCGAAUCCGCCAGGUGACAAUGGCGACGACGAUCUUUACAGUUAGAUUUUUAGUUUUAAAAUCAAUGAAUAUAAAACAAACCCAAUUUUGUCAAAUUGAAGUAUGCUUAAACAAGAUAAACAAUUUAUAAUUUGAAUAAAACCAAAACUAAAAAAAAACAAAAAAAAAAA